This is a messenger RNA of Saccostrea cuccullata (small rock oyster), 4197 nucleotides long. Its product is annotated as receptor-type tyrosine-protein phosphatase kappa-like. Bases 485 to 2593 code for a protein of 702 amino acids. NCBI's taxonomy places the organism in Eukaryota, Metazoa, Mollusca, Bivalvia, Ostreida, Ostreidae. The record is from RefSeq and is a predicted model, not a curated record. Gene Ontology annotation, biological process: protein dephosphorylation. The transcript has 23 exons. Gene Ontology annotation, molecular function: protein tyrosine phosphatase activity.
UAAUACAACCUGUCAAACACCUUGUGAGCCCGGUAACUUUGGAGAUGGUUGUGUGUCCAGGUGUGGAAACUGUAAAUCGGGACCGUGUGAUUUUGAGUCGGGGGAAUGUGAUGGAGGGUGUUCAGCAGGCUGGAAAGGGAAACUGUGUAAAACUGGCUGUUCUGAUGGGGAGUAUGGGGAGGAUUGUUUGGAGACUUGUGGGGCGUGUCGCAGACCUCCAUGUGACAUCCGUACUGGUCAGUGUGCAGGGGGAUGUCAGGACGGGUACACAGGAAUUCUCUGUAAAACAGAAUGUGAAGCUGGAUAUUUUGGGACCAACUGUAGUAGGACAUGUGGCCAUUGUUUGACAGGAAGCUGCCAUUUUGUGACAGGGGUGUGUUCAGCUGGAUGUAAGCCGGGGUGGCAGGGGAUCCAAUGUCUGGAAGCGUGUGAUGAUUUCAAGUUUGGUGAGAACUGCUCCAAUAAUUGUGGGUCGUGUCUCGGUAUGACCCCCUGUGAUAAGGAGACCGGGCUUUGUACUGGGGGGUGUGAGGACGGAUUUACUGGGGACCUGUGUAUGGAUUUGGUUCCAGUGGAGUUAUCAGACAAUACAUCGACGGGGAGUGUUAUUGGAGGCAUUGUGGCAGUACUGGUUAUUAUAGCCAUCAUUGUAAUUGUCGUCAUUGUCAUCAGACGUAGAAAGUUACAGACGCUAACAUUUGGUAAAAAAGGACAGGAUGAAGAAAAACGGCCUGUAGAACUGACUCAAAGUAAAGAAACGGAUCAGCUAAUAGCUAAUGAAUCCUCUAUGUCUGAUCCUCAUGAUGACACAGAUCCCAACCUGAAUGAGCCAAUAUACGCCAACGUUAACACCAAGAAGCAGAGCAGUCCUAUCAAAGUGGCCGACUUGUUUGAUUACAUCCGAGAAAACAAGAAAAACGAGUGUGAGGGAUUCAAAAAAGAGUUCAAUGAACUCCCCCAUGGGUUAAUGGCACUCUGUGAUGAAGCUAAGAAAUCCGAAAACAAACCUAAAAAUAGAUACGGAAACAUCACAGCCUAUGACCACUCCCGUGUUGUAUUGGAUCCACUCCUCAAUGACCCUAACUCAGAUUACAUCAAUGCCAACUUCAUAGAUGGCUACAACAGAAAAGGAGCUUAUAUCGCCUCACAAGGUCCCACUAAGGUGAUGAUUCGAGAUUUCUGGAGAAUGGUUUGGCAGAAGAGAGUCUGUAAGAUUGUCAUGCUGACCAACUUAAUGGAGGCCUGCAAGAAAAAAUGUGAGCAGUACUGGUCGGAGGAGGGGGCUGGUAAAUACGGGGACAUCUCGGUGGAAAUGUUAGACACGGCGGUGUUUAAUGACUUUACCAUCAGAACGUUCAAAAUAGCUGCAAAUGGAGUGAGUCGUAUUGUGAAACAGUUCCACUUCACCAGCUGGUCAGAUCACGGUGCCUUGAUUUACCCCACCCCUCUGUUGACCUUUAGACGUAAAGUUCGGAUGUACAGUCCGGACAGCACGGCUCCUAUAGUGGUUCAUUGCAGUGCUGGUAUCGGUCGGUCGGGGACAUACAUUGCCUUAGACUAUCUACUGGAUCAGGCUAGAAAUGAGAACAUUGUAGACGUCCUGAAGUGUGCUCAGCUGAUGAGGGCCAACAGAAUCAACAUGAUCCAGACGUGGGAGCAGUAUGUGUUUGUUUACGAGACGAUACUGGAGGCCACCCUGGCAGGGGAGACAACUAUCGCACACUCAGCAUUCCGUGCUCAGUACGAGGAGCUGUGUCAGCCACCAGACAACGGGGGACCAGCCAAAAUGGAGGAACAGUUCAAGGUGCUGCAGAAGUUAACUACUAGUAUUGACAGUUCGCAGUUUAAAGAAGCAUUAGACCCCGAGAAUGUUAGCAAAAACAGAGUGAAAAAUAUUCUGCCAGCAAAGCGAUGCCGCCCAAAUUUGUACACUCAAGUAGAGGGAUGCAAUAACUAUAUUAAUGCCAUGUUUCUACCUGGCUACCUCCAUCGUGACUCCUUUAUUGUGACACAGAUGCCUCUGCCUAACACAGUGGCUGACUUUUGGAGAAUGCUAUAUGACUAUAAUUCCCACACUGUAGUCAUGCUGAAUGAGUUUGAUAGAAAUGACAAGAGCUGUGCCUUGUACUGGCCGGAGGAGUACGGUUAUACAGUGGAGUACGACCCACUCAGUAUAGAGUUACUGUCCUCUACUGAAGAUAACAAUGUCUCCAUCCGAAUCUUCAAACUCAGCAAUCGCAUCAAAAAAGAGGAGCGAGCAAUCAAACAGUUCCAGUUAAAGUCCUGGACUGAGAACCAGAUCGUGCCAAGUAACCCCGACUCCAUGAUGCAGGUCAUAGAGAUGGUCUACGAUUGGAUGAAACAGAACGGCAAAGGACCAAUCACAGUCCAUUGCAUGAACGGUGCUAAGAAGAGUGGAUUAUUCUGUGCCAUUAACCUGAUGUUUGAGAGAAUGCAGCGAGACCAUGAGGUGGACGUAUUCCAAACCCUGAAAACCAUCCGAGUCAACCGACCUCAGUUUAUAGAGGACAUUGAGCAAUACCAGUUUUGUUACCAGAUGGCCCUCAAGUAUCUAGAUUACAAUGAUCUCUGAACGUUACAGAUCUGACUGGCCGUGUAUCACUCGCGGAUUUAAUCGAGUCGUCAGCAUUAUCAUGACAUUGUGUUAGUUGUACCAUUACCAUAUAACCAUAGCUGUAUAAAUGUCUCUCCAAUACCAAGUUUUUAUAUCCAUAUGAUGGUAACUGUGUGACUUGGUCCAGUUAACAGGUGCUCUGGUCCAUUCCUGGUUGUGUUACUUAUUAUAGACGGGUUGUCUGGGUUAAUUGAAAGCUUUACUAGUUAUAUUUUACACAGUUUACCUUUACAUGCAGGUUGUGAAAUAUUCCAUACUGUGAUUUGUAAAAAAAAAAACAACAUUUUUUUUUCUCCAUUGUUUUUAAUAGUUAUAUAUAUAUUUGUCAGAAUGUAUUAAAAUAUGGUUAAGUAUUACUGUGUAAAAGAUAUAUAUUUUUAUAUGUAUGUUUUAAUCCUAAGGCUAUUUUACAUUCCAGUUACAAAUUAUGAUGGUAUAAAAAUUUGCUACAUGUACAUGGGUAUUUAAAAGACUGUAUAUUGUUUUUAUUAUUCAAAAUACAAAAAAAAAAUCAUAUCCAUUCAUAAACAGAUAUGUUGGACAAACAUAUACAUAUUAAAAUGUGUCCAAUCUUUGAACAAAUGUUAUGAAAUAUGUGCUGCUUAUAUUUUUUCAUAAAAUUUAUUUUACAGAUUCUGUUUUAUAACUUUAAGGACCAAAUUACUUUCAUUCCAGAUUUUUUCCAUUGAUAAUUCUUUACUCUCAGCCUAAAAACAAGUAUGUAGGACUAACCUUUGUUUCACAUAAAAAUUUGUUGUAAAUGAAUGCUCAUAAUAUUGGAAAUACUCAAUUCAUAUUGAUAAAUUCUUAAUUUUUUAACUUCAUUUAAACUCGGUCAAUUUUACACUAAGAAUCUUUCAUCAUACAUGUAAUUCUAUUUAAUGAGGAUCUUUUGAUAGAAAAUUUGAAAGCAUUUCUUUUUCAGCUAUUAAAGGUUUUAGUAUAUUGAAAUCAUGUGUACUGAACAAUUACUUACUAAUGAAUGUUUAACUGUUUGUAAACUUGUUAGGUUGUUAAACAACUGUCUUCUUCAUUUGUUAUGUCCUGUCACACAAUGUUAAAAACAUUCCUUUGUUCAUACUUACACGUACAAAUGUAAAUAUUAAAAUGUACACAGGUCCUUUUUGUAUAUAUCUUCAUGUAUAUUUUACUUUCUCUCUUUUGUAUUCUUGAUCAUUUUCUUCAUACCUUAAGUCAGUUUUAAAGAAAUUUGUACAUUUCCACUUAAAGUCAUAAAAAUCGAGUAAUAGGCCCUAUUUAAUUUCAAGGUAUACAUUAAUAACUCUUAUCAAUUGACCAUAACUUCAGCUUAGAAAGAAUAUUGAGAUAACUUAUAGUAAGCUUGUUGCUGAUUUAGAUUUCUUUUUAUGGUAUCAAUGAUUUAUAUUCAGUUCUGGAAGGUCUUUUCAUGGUUGUGAAUAAUAUUGAUACAUGUAUAUCUUCUCUGCUUAGUCAGGACAAUUUUUUUUGUCCAAUUUUAACAAGACCUAAAAGACUUUUUAUGUUACUCCAAGUUUUGCCAAAACAAUCAUGAUUGUAAAAAUAGCUUACAUAAAUAAAAG